Molecule: messenger RNA, 2662 nt
Organism: Elaeis guineensis (African oil palm)
Lineage: Eukaryota; Viridiplantae; Streptophyta; Magnoliopsida; Arecales; Arecaceae
Biological process (GO): cell surface receptor signaling pathway
Molecular function (GO): protein binding
Source: RefSeq, a predicted model, not a curated record
UCCCGGCUGCUGGAGUUCUUGCAGUUCUGCAACCAAUUAUAAAUACACGCAUUAAAUAAAGGCUGUAACAACGAAGGGAGGAGGAGGUGGUGGGAGAGCAGAGGAAAACGCGUUUGACCAUGUAAAUGAAAAGCCGUCGGUCUCUCCUCCCGUCCACCUCAGACCAACCACCGUAACUCCAGGAAACAAAACCAAAAAAAGCAAGGGAAUUUCCCAUCCCAUAUCUUUUUCUGAACAAGGUGAGAGGAAGAGAAGGCUUUGGUCCAUUCCAUUUUUCAAAACCAACCUUCUUCCUUCACAAUAUCAUCAUCUGGAGCACGUCAUCGAACACCUUGAAAUGGUAUGAUAUAAGCUUGAAUUAUUGAUAGUUGAGGUGGAGGAGAGGAGAGGAGGGGGAGGAAAUUAUUAAGAUGAUGGGGGAUGGGGUGAAGCUGAUCCUGGCGAAGCCGAUUCAGCUGGCGGACCAGGUGACCAAGUGGACAGACGAGGCCCAGUCGUUCAAGCAGGAGUGCAUGGAGGUGAAGGCGAAGACGGAGCGCCUCGCCGCGCUCCUCCGGCAGGCCGCGCGCGCCGAGCUCUACGAGCGCCCCGCCCGCCGCAUCGUGGUCGACACCGAGCAAGUCCUCGACAAGGCAUUGGCGCUCGUCUCCAAAUGUCGCGCCCACGGAUUGAUGAAGCGCGUGUUCACCAUCAUCCCCGCGGGGGCGUUCCGCAAGAUGUGCAUCCAGCUCGACAACUCUAUCGGCGACGUCUCCUGGCUCAUCCGGGUCUCCACCGCCUCCGCCGAUGACGACGACGGCCACCUCGGACUCCCCCCCAUCGCCCAGAACGAGCCCAUCCUCUUCCUCAUCUGGGAGCAGAUCGCCACCAUGUACACCGGCUCCCUCGACGCCCGCGCCGACGCCGCCGCCUCCCUCGUCUCCCUCGCCCGCGACAACGACCGCUACGGCAAGCUCAUCAUCGAAGAGGACGGCGUCGGGCCGUUGCUUCGUCUGGUUAAAGAAGGCCGCGUGGAGGGCCAGGAGAGCGCCGCGCUCGCCAUCGGCCUCCUCGCCCGCGACCCGGAGAGCGUCGAGCAGAUGGUGCUCGCGGGCGUCUGCUCGGCGUUCGCCAAGGUUCUCAAAGAAGGGGCCAUGAAAGUCCAAGCAAUGGUGGCGUGGGCCGUGUCCGAGCUCGCCGCCAACCACCCCAAGUGCCAGGACGUCUUCGCCCAGCACAAUGUCAUCCGCCUCCUCGUCAGCCACCUCGCCUUCGAGACCGUCCAGGAGCACUCCAAGUACGCCAUCCCCUCCAAGGGCAUGUCCAUCCACUGCGUCGUCAUGGCCAACAACAACACCGCCAACAAUUCGACGAACAACGAUGGCCAUUCUCUGUCGGUAGAUGGCCCGGAGAUGCAGCAUCCAUUGGGAAACCAGAGCCAGAACAACAAGAACCAGAUGCACAACGUGAUCCAAACCACCAUGGCCAAGUCAUCCGGCAAGACGCACCCUACCGCCAAUGGCAACGCCAACGGGACGGCGGGCUCGAAGCACCCGCAGAAUGUCUCGCUCCACGGCACCAGCAUCAAGGGGAGGGAGUUCGAGGACCCGGCGACCAAGGCCCACAUGAAGGCCAUGGCCGCCAAGGCCCUGUGGCACCUCGCCAAGGGCAAUUCAGCCAUUUGCAAGAGCAUCACCGAGUCCAAGGCGCUCCUCUGCUUCGCCGUUCUUCUAGAGAAGGGAGCCGACGAGGUCCAGUACAAUUCAGCCAUGGCACUGAUGGAAAUUUGCGGGGUUGCUGAGCAGGAUGCUUACCUUAGGAGAUCUGCAUUCAAGCCAACCUCCCCGGCGGCCCGGGCGGUCGUCGACCAGCUACUGAGAAUUGUCGAAAAGGCUGACUACGACGACCUCCUCGUGCCAUGCAUGGUGGCAUUGGGCUGCUUGUCAAGGACAUUCCGGGCAACCGAGACCCGGAUCAUUGGGCCAUUGGUGCGGUUGCUUGAUGACAGGGAACCGGUGGUGAUGAAAGAGGCGACCAUCGCCCUGACUAAAUUUGCAUGCACUGAGAAUUACCUCCACGUUGAUCACUCGAAGGCGAUCAUCAAUGCCGGUGGGGCAAAGCACCUCGUCCAGCUCAUCUACUUUGGUGAAGAGGUUCAGAUUCCAGCAUUGAUCUUGUUGUGCUACAUUGCCAUCCAUGUGCCCGAUAGCGAGGCAUUGGCCCAAGCCGAGACCCUUACAGUGCUCGAAUGGUCAUACAAGCAGGCUUACCUGGUGCAGGAUGCGACAGUGGAGGACUUGUUGCAUGAGGCCAAGAGUAGGUUGGAGCUCUACCAGUCCAGAAGCACAAGAGGUUACCACUGAUUCAGUGAAGGACACUCAAUGGGGAACAAGGGUAAGGAAGAAGUAAGACCCAGUUCUGCUUUCCAAUCUACAGGGUCCAGGAGUGUAUAUACUUCCAGUUACAUCUGUUUAAAUUGUUAAGGUUACAGCAGAUUGAUCCACAAAACUUAUAUAUGAUCAUCAUAGUUGUUGUUUGUUUCGUUUGUGUUGGUAGUACUUGGGGUUUUGGUAGGGAGAUGGUGAUGUUUAUUUCUGUCUCAGGAGGGUUUUGUAGGCUGGAAAGUUUCAAUCGCUAUUUGUGGUGGAUAUAUAUUUAUAUUUUGAGGUCAGCAAUUUCUGCU